UGGCUCCGAGGAACAGAACCCACAACCUGAUCAGGAGGUACGGAUCGUUUCUCCUCCAUCGCGUCGAUUCCAUCGAUGCACAGCUUCCGUCGAUCUAUCUCACUACCCGUGGUGUUUAAUUUGAAUCGACCGUGUGCAAGUAGCUUAGCGAGAGAGGAGACGGCGGCGCCCUGGGUUAAGGUUGAACGCGAAUUGAGUUCGAGUGUUGGGAUUCGGAAUGGCUCGUCGUCUCAUUAGGCCCGCUGCGGCGUGCCAAGGUUGCAGUUUGGUUAAGGCUGGGUUUCUGGGCGUGGUCUCCCCUCUCCAUUAUCAAAGAUUGCCUUACUCCUCUUCAAAGAGAGGUUCCCCAGGGAAUAAGUACUCUGGCUGCCUCGCUAAUUUAACAAAGGAGGGUUCACACUGGACAGGAACAAGGUCCAAUCCUUUGUUGUCGUUACAUAGUUCAAAGUUUGUCAGCAAGAGGACAGCUUGUUUGAUUGCAACAGGGCCAUCUCCUGCUGCAACUGAAGAACCAGAGAUGGACCUUCCAAAGGAGAUAUUCUUGAAAGACUACAAAAAACCUGACUACUUGUUUGACACGGUGGAUUUAGAAUUUCAACUUGGUGAUGAAAAGACCAUGGUUACUUCUAAAAUAGCUGUAUCUCCAGGCAAUGAAGCAGGCAACUCAUCUCCACUCACUCUUCACGGAUGUGAUCUAAAGCUGUUAUCAAUCAAAAUCAAUGGCACAGAGCUGAAGAGUGACAAGUAUACAGUUGAUCCACGCCAUCUGACGAUUUUGACACCACCUGCUGGUGUAUUCAACAUGGAAAUUGUUACGGAGAUUUAUCCUCAGCUCAACACAUCUUUGGAGGGUUUGUACAGGUCGACUGGUAAUUUUUGCACCCAAUGUGAAGCAGAAGGAUUCCGGAAAAUUACCUACUUUCAGGAUCGCCCGGAUGUGAUGGCAAAAUAUACUUGUCGUAUUGAAGGUGAUAAAACUCUGUAUCCGGUGUUGUUGUCUAACGGCAAUCUUAUCGAACAGGGUGAUCUUGAGGGUGGAAAGCAUUACGCACUAUGGGAGGACCCAUUCAAGAAACCAUGCUACUUGUUUGCGCUAGUUGCUGGUCAGUUGGAGUGCCGGGAGGACUCAUUUGUUACAUGUUCUGGCCGCAAAGUUACACUUCGAAUUUGGACUCCUGCUCAAGAUUUGCCAAAAACAUCCCAUGCUAUGUAUUCUCUUAAAGAAGCUAUGAAAUGGGAUGAGGAGGUUUUUGGUCUUGAAUAUGAUCUUGAUUUGUUCAACAUUGUUGUUGUUCCUGAUUUCAAUAUGGGAGCAAUGGAAAACAAGAGCUUGAAUGUAAGAAUUUGCCUCUGCUUAGAAAAUAUUUGUAGACAAAAAUUUGAUGAUGUUCUGUUUAUCAACGAACAGGUAUUUCAAUCUAGACUUGUGCUAGCAUCACCAGAAGCUGCCACUGAUGGUGAUUAUGCUGCAAUUUUGGGUGUCAUUGGACAUGAGUAUUUCCACAACUGGACUGGGAAUAGAGUGACUUGCCGUGAUUGGUUCCAACUAACGUUGAAAGAAGGACUAACUGUCUUCAGGGAUCAGGAAUUCUCAUCAGAUCUUGGCUGUCGCACAGUAAAGCGCAUAGCUGAUGUCUCUAAACUUAGAUCCUAUCAAUUCCCUCAGGAUGCUGGGCCUAUGGCACAUCCUAUUCGCCCCCUUUCAUAUAUCAAGAUGGACAACUUCUAUACUGUCACGGUUUACGAAAAGGGUGCUGAAGUCGUCAGGAUGUACAAGACAAUGUUUGGAGCUUCAGGGUUUCGAAAGGGCAUGGAUCUUUACUUCCAAAGGCAUGAUGGACAAGCCGUGACUUGUGAAGACUUUUACGCAGCCAUGUGUGAUGCAAAUAAUGCACACUUGCCGAACUUUUUACAAUGGUACUCUCAAGCAGGUACACCUACUGUAAAGGUAACUUCGUCAUAUGAUGAAGGUUCCCAGGCAUUCUCUUUGAAAUUAAGUCAAGAAGUGCCACCUACCCCUGGCCAACCGAUGAAAGAGCCAAUGUUCAUACCUGUUGCUGUUGGACUUGUUGAUUCGACCGGAAAAGAUAUGCCCCUGACUUCCAUCUACAGUGACGGAAUGGUCCAAACACUCUCUAAUGAUGGUCAUCCAAUCUUCACCACAGUGCUUCAGUUUAAGAAGAAGGAGGAAGAGUUUAUAUUUAAAAAUGUGCCUGAGAGACCAGUUCCUUCCUUGUUGAGGGGAUACAGUGCUCCCAUCCGUCUUGAUUCUGAUCUGACUGAGAGUGACUUAUAUUUCUUACUUGCUAAUGAUUCAGAUGAAUUUAACAGAUGGGAAGCAGGUCAAAUAUUGGCACGCAAAUUGAUGUUCAGUCUUGUGGCUGACUUCCAACAACAGAAAACACUGGCGCUAAAUACAAAAUUUGUUGAUGGACUUAGAGCAAUCCUGCAAAGCACAAGCUUGGAUAAAGAAUUCAUUGCAAAAGCAAUAACUCUGCCUGGUCAAGGUGAGAUUAUGGAUAUGAUGUCAAUUGCAGAUCCUGAUGCAGUUCAUGCUGUCCGGACCUUUAUUAAGAAAGAACUAGCCUUUCAACUCAAGGACGAUCUUCUCGCAGCUGUAACAAGCAACAGAAGUUCUGAAGCUUAUGCUUUUGACCAUGAUAGCGUGGCUCGCCGUGCAUUGAAAAAUACAUGUCUCGCUUAUCUUGCAUCCCUGAAUGAGCCAGAUGUCACUGAACUUGCAUUAAAUGAGUACAAGUCUGCUACUAACAUGACCGAGCAGUUUGCUGCAUUAGCAGCAUUGUCUCAAAAUCCAGGUCAAGUCCGUGAGGAUGCCCUUUUGGACUUCUAUAACAAAUGGCAGCAAGAUUAUUUGGUUGUAAGCAAGUGGUUUGCUCUUCAAGCUACCUCGGACAUUCCUGGAAAUGUAGUCAAUGUUCAAAAGUUACUGGCUCAUCCUGCUUUUGACAUGCGGAAUCCGAACAAGGUAUACUCUUUAAUUGGAGGAUUUUGUGGGUCACCUGUGAGUUUUCACGCGAAAGAUGGUUCUGGCUACAAGUUCUUGGGUGAAGUUGUCUUACAGCUCGACAAAAUAAAUCCUCAGGUGGCAUCCCGCAUGGUGUCAGCGUUCUCUCGAUGGAGGAGAUAUGAUGAGACCAGACAAGCUCUUGCUAAGGCCCAGCUGGAGAUGAUCAUCUCAGCCAAUGGACUCUCUGAAAAUGUCUAUGAGAUAGCUUUGAAAAGUUUGGCAGCUUAGUUUCCUGAUGCAAAGAAACAAUUUGACUCUGCCAGUCGGUUCGACACUUCACCAUUACCAGGGCACUGAAAGUGUACUUAACUGAAUAUAUUCUACUACUGUAUUUGGCAUAUGUAAAAUAACAGGCUACUGUAGUGGCAAUACAUUUGAAUUCUGGCA
Molecule: messenger RNA, 3415 nt
Organism: Aegilops tauschii subsp. strangulata
Lineage: Eukaryota; Viridiplantae; Streptophyta; Magnoliopsida; Poales; Poaceae
Source: RefSeq, a predicted model, not a curated record